Molecule: messenger RNA, 1487 nt
Organism: Brassica napus (rape)
Lineage: Eukaryota; Viridiplantae; Streptophyta; Magnoliopsida; Brassicales; Brassicaceae
Product: FHA domain-containing protein At4g14490
Exons: 1
Coding region: 183-1424 (413 amino acids)
Molecular function (GO): mRNA binding; protein binding
Source: RefSeq, a predicted model, not a curated record
ACACGUCGUCCUAUGCAUAACUAAAAAUUCGCGAGUUUCCCGGGUAACGGUAAAGCCUAUUGGGCUACUACGAAAGAAGCCCACUGGGCUGGAGAGUGGUUUUGAUAUUUUUAUCAUUUCGUAUCCGCUCGAGCGUUGACAAAUUCGAAUUUUGAAAUUCAGUUUGAAUCUUCACAGAGAAGAUGGUUCCGCCAUUGUUGAAGCUCGCGUUCGUCCAGGGACCAAGAGACGGCGAAUCUCUAGAGUACAAGCCCGGAUCCACUAUCCGUAUCGGCCGAAUCGUUCGCGGCAACGAAAUCGUCGUUAAAGACGCCGGAGUCUCCACGAAACACCUCCGAAUCGUAUCCGAUUCCGAGAACUGGAUAGUCCACGACCUUGGAUCCUCCAACGGCACAAUACUGAACUCGGAACCUCUCGAUUCAGAUACUCCUGUCAUUCUCCGCCACGGAGACGUGAUCAAGCUAGGUGAGUGUACUUCCAUUGUAGUGAACUUUGAGACUGAUGCUCAGGUGGAGGAGGAGGAGCAUAAGCUUCCCCCGAGGCCGAGGAGGAAUAACAGGCGCCUUCGCAGGGUUGGUAGGCCUCGGAAGAACGAAAAGAAAGUAGCGGUUAUGAAGGAGGAGGAGGAAGCUGUUCCAGUGGAGAAGAAGGGCAACUCUAAGGCUAAGAGUUUUGAUUUGAAUCCAAUCAAGUUGGAGAUUGAGGAUACUCGAAUUGGAGUGGAGAUCUCAGAGAUGAAGAGAGGUACAAGGAGCAGUAGGCAGAUGAGAAACGAAUGUUUGGGGUUGGAAGAGAAUGUAAAGUGUGAGGAUACUGUUAUAGAGGAGAAGAGAAGACCUUCAAGGGCUACGAGGAGCAAGAAGGAAGCGAUUGGUGGGGAUUCUUUUCUGGAGUUGGAGAUGGUUCUGAACCAAGCGAAGAAAAGCCGUGCAAAGAAGAAGAAAACGGAGCAGAAGAGCGUUGUAGAAGAGAUGGAAUCUAGAAAUGAGGAUGUUGAAGAAGAUGAGAAAGGUCGCAUUGAAACAUGUGAUAAGGUAGAUGAGGCAUCUAAGAUGUUAGAGCAGGUUGAGAUUGAGUCAAGGAAGAGCACAUUAGGAGAAGAUGGAGAGGCAGAGAACUUACAAGAUGAAGUUGAAGAGGAAGGAGACUGUAAGAGCAAUGAAGCUGUAAUUGAGACAUCAGAUGGUGGGUGUGAGGAAGAAGGAAAGGCUGAGCAGGGAUCAAGGAAUGACAAGAAUGUAGAGAAGGUAGAUUUAGAGAAGAUGACACUUGGAGACUGGUUUGAAUACAUGAAAGUACACUUGCGAAAACAGAUUGUGGAUAAGACGGAGAUGAUGAUAGAGGAUAUGAGAAGUAAAUCUUUAAGAGUUCGCCACCAUAUUGCAGAGCAGAAGCAAGCAAAGGAAGAAGGCAGUGUGAAUUAAUCUGUACAUGGUUGAAUAUAUGAUAUUCUGAUCAUCUGAGUAGUAAACUUGCUUCAGUUUCGA